AUGCCGAAGACGAUCAGUGUGAGAGUCACGACCAUGGACGCAGAACUGGAGUUUGCCAUUCAGCCGAAUACAACAGGAAAGCAACUCUUUGAUCAGGUGGUGAAAACCAUUGGACUGCGAGAAGUCUGGUAUUUUGGUCUCCAGUAUCAGGACACAAAGGGUUUCUCAACAUGGCUCAAGCUAAACAAAAAGGUGACAGCGCAGGACGUGAGGAAGGAAAGCCCCCUGCUGUUUAAGUUUCGGGCCAAGUUUUUCCCUGAGGAUGUGUCCGAAGAGCUAAUCCAGGACGCCACGCAGAGACUCUUCUUCCUUCAGGUGAAGGAGGGAAUCCUAAACGACGACAUCUACUGCCCCCCAGAGACCGCCGUGCUCCUGGCCUCAUACGCCGUGCAGGCCAAGUAUGCAGACUACAACAAGGAGGUCCACACGCCCGGAUACCUGUCCAGCGAGAACCUGCUCCCCCAGAGAGUCCUGGACCAGCACAAACUCAACAAAGAGCAGUGGGAGGAAAGGAUUCAAGUCUGGCACGAGGAACACAAGAGCAUGCUCAGAGAGGAGUCCAUGAUGGAGUAUCUAAAGAUUGCUCAGGAUCUUGAGAUGUACGGAGUGAACUAUUUUAGCAUUAAAAACAAGAAAGGAACAGAGCUGUGGCUGGGAGUGGACGCUUUGGGACUCAACAUUUAUGAACAGAAUGACAAAAUGACGCCUAAAAUUGGAUUUCCAUGGAGCGAAAUCAGAAAUAUCUCCUUCAAUGACAAGAAGUUUGUAAUUAAACCCAUCGAUAAGAAAGCACCUGACUUUGUGUUUUAUGCUCCGAGGCUGCGUAUUAACAAGCGCAUCCUGGCACUGUGCAUGGGCAACCACGAGCUGUACAUGCGGCGACGCAAACCCGACACCAUCGAAGUGCAGCAGAUGAAGGCCCAGGCCAGAGAGGAGAAGAACCUCAAGAAGAUGGAGAGGGCUCUGCUCGAAAAUGAGAAACGAAAACGAGAACUUGCCGAAAAGGAAAAAGAGAAGAUUGAAAGAGAGAAGGAGGAACUUAUGGAGCGGCUGAAGCACAUCGAGGAGCAGACCAGGAAGGCUCAACAAGAGCUGGAGGAGCAGACGCACAAGGCUCUGGAGCUGGAGCAGGAGAGAAAGAGGGCUAACGAGGAGGCUGAGCGGCUGGAGACGGACCUCCUGAGGGCGGAGGAGGCCAAACUCGCCCUUCUCCAACAGUCCGAAAACCAGAUGAAGAACCAAGAGCACCUGGCCACUGAGUUGGCAGAGUUGACGUCAAAGAUUUCUCUCCUGGAAGAUGCAAAGAAGAAGAAAGAAGAGGAGGCCAAUGAGUGGCAACAGAAGGCCACCACAGUGCAGGAGGAUCUGGAGAAGACCAAAGAAGAGCUGAAGCACAAAGUUCUGACCGCUCACGUCCAGGAGCCCAUCACCGCAGAAAACGAUCAUGAUGAGAACGAUGAGAGCAGCGCCGAGGCCAGCGCAGAAUUCUCCUCCGCCGUCUCCUACAAGGACCGCAGCGAGGAGGAGCGCAUGACUGAGGCAGAGAAGAACGAGCGGCUGCAGAAACAUCUGCUGGCCUUGAGUUCAGAGUUAGCCAAUGCCAGAGACGAGAGCAAGAAGACGGUGAAUGACAUGAUCCAUGCAGAGAACGUGAAGGCGGGGCGCGACAAAUACAAGACCCUGAGACAGAUCCGCUCUGGCAAUACCAAGCAGCGCAUCGAUGAGUUUGAGUGCAUGUGA
This is a messenger RNA of Knipowitschia caucasica, 1740 nucleotides long. The record is from the annotation of a GenBank genome assembly. NCBI's taxonomy places the organism in Eukaryota, Metazoa, Chordata, Actinopteri, Gobiiformes, Gobiidae.